Messenger RNA from Spodoptera littoralis (African cotton leafworm), 4839 nucleotides. NCBI's taxonomy places the organism in Eukaryota, Metazoa, Arthropoda, Insecta, Lepidoptera, Noctuidae. The record is from the annotation of a GenBank genome assembly.
UGGCUUGAUAUUAAAAUGUUUAUGAUACUUGUAUGUUGUGCCUUUUUAAAUUAUACUCUAAGUUAUGGGUGGUAGUGGGCACCGAUGUCUACUUUUAUGAGUAUCACAUACAUCAUUUUUUAUCGUGAGCGUCCAUCUUUCAAAUUGCGACUACAGUAACGAUACAAUACACAACAUGUUUAGAUAAAUAUAACAAUUCAAAUUGAAUUCACUGUAUCGGUAGCCAUAAUGUGAGAAAAUUAUCGCCCUCAAUUGAAAUUGUAUGCUGUACGGAAUAUAAAUAGCUAUUUCAUUCAUCCAGUACACGACCUUGUUACCGGUUAUCAACUCACAGUAAAUUUUACGACCUUAUUGUACCUAUGAAGACUAGGUAAAUUCUGAUAAGAAGAUAGAUAACAUUCGCGAACCCGCAAGGCAAUCCCCUCUACUACACCUAGCUACUCUGACGCCAGUACGCUGCGCGCUCCGUCAAUGAGAGGACGUAUCGCGCGUCCCCUAAAAUUAAUACGACCACGGAACGGGCAAACAGGAUGCUCUCCGUACGGAAUAGUGAUGAGAACAAACAAUAGUGACAUUCUUACUAAAUAGGACUGUUCAAUUAGUACCACCCACAACUUACUAAUUGAUGUGAAUUUCCUGACCUUGAAAAUCGACUAAAAUGGAUUAGUCUCAGUUUUUUGUGUUUAUAAUUCGAACGACAUUGAUCGUGAUAAGUGAAGUAAUUGAAAUAGAGAUGGGAUUCGUGUAAUCGAUUCUUUAUUCGGUAAAUAGUGCGGGAAGUGUGAAUAGUUAACAAUGUUGGCGGUCAAGAAUUUUUUUAUGCCUGAAAAGAGAGUGGACUCUCCCAGGUUUUCGAGGAUGCCUGAGGCACUCAUGAGGUCCAUAAGGCGACGAUCUUUGAGAGUUAAGAGGACGAAAUCGCUGGUCCUAGUGAACGAAAAAAGGAAAUCCGAUUCAUUUGUGAAUAGUCAAGAAUGGACAGCUUCACGAGGUGUAACAGAACUUCGGGUUGGAGUUUUGGGUUCACCAGACAGUGGAAAAUCAGCUCUAGUACAUCGGUAUUUAACUGGAGCGUAUAUGCAAGAAGAAAGUCCUGAAGGUGGUCGCUUCAAGAAGGAAGUGAUAAUCGACGGCCAUAGCUAUCUUCUCCUUAUAAGGGAUGAAGGAGGCUCGCCAGAAAUGCAGUUUACGGCUUGGGUGGACGCUGUAAUCUUCGUGUUCAGCUUGGACAACGAGAUCAGCUAUAAUACGGUGUCGAACUACUUCAAUAAAAUGUCCCAUUAUAGGAAUUCCGCUGAGAUUCCGAUCAUAUUGGUCGGAACCCAAGAUGCCAUAAGUGAAAGUAGUCCACGCGUGGUAGACGACAAUCGUGCUCGCAAGUUAUCGAAUGAGCUACGAAGAUGUUCUUACUAUGAAACUUGUGCUACGUACGGUCUGAACGUGGAACGAGUCUUCCAAGACGCAUGUCAGAAGAUUGUGGGCACUAGAUUGUCCGCCUCGUCGCAAUGCUUGUCUGGAGGUUCCAGGCCUGUGACUCCACAGCCGUUAGUGAAUUCGCCAAGCCACAACCAUUCAACAUUCCUGUACAAGGACUCCCUACCACGCGGCCAUCACACCCUAUCAGCGUCGUCCCACCACCUGCAUCGAGGCGCCCAAUCUUUCGACGCCUCAUCAAACAGCAGCGGUAUCUCUUCAACGCACGUCGUCGAAAUCCACAGCACGAAUGGAUCCGACACCUCCUCACGGUGGGGCAACUCCCUCGGCAGCCAUGGCUCCUCAUCAGGCCUCGUUUCCAUAGCAACGGAGAAUAACAACGUGAAGUUCACCGCUCCACACUGCCUUGAUAACCUUCAACCUCCUAAGGAUUCUAAGGAUUUACCCACUCCAUCUUCUACUCCUACAACGUCGAGGAAAUCUCGAAGGAGAUCGAAUCUCUUUACUCCUUCCAAAAAGGGAGAUGAUAGGUUGAAGAAUGGAGAGCUUGGCUCUGGUAGAGCGAUUCCUCUGAAGCAAGGAUAUCUGUACAAGAAGAGCAGUAAGGCUCUGAAUAAGGAGUGGAAGAAGAAAUAUGUGACGCUCUGCGAUGAUGGCAGGUUGACUUACCACCCGAGCUUACAUGACUACAUGGAAGAUGUGAACGGCAAGGAGAUAUCGUUACAGUACGUGACUGUGAAGGUGCCUGGUCAGAAGCCGAGGGGCUCCAAGUCCAUUAUCACCACCGUGCCGGGCUACAAUGGAUACAGCAGUCUCGAUAUACAUGACAGUAUUGGGGGACUGUCCAUCGGCUACAAAGACAAACCAACCCGGGCGACAGACAAAGCCCUAAUGUCUGCGUUCGACACGAUGAAGGAGCCCGCGACGAGUCGACAGUCGCUUGCAUCUGAGGUAGAAGUCGGCUCCACUAACGGACAGGACAAGGACACGCCACAUGUCAAGAAGAGGCAUCGCCGGAUGAAGAGCAGUGGCGUUAAGAAGGAUGGGGAUGAGGAGGGUGAAUACGCGACAUCGUGUGAGUUUACGAUAGUAAGCCUGGACGGGAAGCGAUGGCGGUGGGAGGUGACGGGCGCGGCCGCGGGCGCGGCGGCCGCCGCCGAGCGGGACGCCUGGGUCGCCGCCGUCGAGGCACAGAUACUCGCCUCGCUGCAGGGACGGACGUCCCGGCAGCCGAUGCCGACGGGCGCCAACUCGACGGGCGACGUGCGCGCCACGUACUACAUCCGCCGCGUCCACGGAAACGACAAGUGCUGCGACUGCGGGGCCGCUGACCCAGACUGGGCGAGCCUGAACCUAGGCGUGUUGAUCUGCAUCGAGUGCUCCGGCAUACACAGGAACCUCGGCUCGCAUAUAUCGCGGGUACGAUCCCUCGACCUUGAUGAGUGGCCAUUGAGCCACGUGAGUGUAAUGGUGUCUUUGGGCAACGAUCUCGCGAAUUCAAUAUGGGAGGCUGAUUUCAGAGGCCAUGUCAAACCCAUGGCUACAUCUAGUCGAGAAGAGAAAGAAAGGUGGAUAAGACUAAAAUACGAGCGACGAGCGUUCCUGAGCUCGGAGGUGGUGGCGACGGGCGUGGAGGCGCUGCGCGCCGCCGCCGCCGCCGGACAUCUCGCCGCCGCGCAACUGCUCAUAUGGCACAACGGCAACCCGAACUACCCGGACGCGGACGGCCACACGUGCGUGUUCUACGCGCGCGCCGCCGCCAACCACCUGUCGGGCAUCCCCCCCCAGUACCCCACCAACCUACAGCUCGCCUGCCCGCUGCACCCCGGCCCUCCCCACUCCUCCACCCCCAGCUCCGCCACCAACUCCACCAGCUCCAACUCCAGCACCAAGAGCUCUCUAAAGAACCCCGAACCGGAAUGCAACUGCAUCAUCUUCGAGCUACUCAACGCUCAGAGUGCGAGCAAAGCCCUGGUGGAGCUCCUGAUUGGUUUACAGAACAACCAAUACAUGAACGGCUACGACCACAACGGCAGUGUUGCCAGCUUCGCGCACAAUACUCUAGGGCGGCCAUCUUUGGGCCCCAACUUAUCGCUAACGAAUGGUAAGUGCGGCAGUGUAGUGUAAAGGUUUUUCUAUCUAAUUGUCGGUUUUGAAUAAAUUAAUGUUGAUAUUGUGACUGAACGUUGUUACCGUUAUGGUAUAUUUAUACUCAAUUCCGUGUGUGGUGCAGUUUUGUUAGAUAGUUUUUGUUAAUUUAUUAAAUUGUGAUCAUGUUUUAGUAUUUGGAAAGAUUGUAUCUUAAUAAUGCAACCCAGUGACUUGUUUUUAAUUAAGAUAACGUCAACCUUUCUGCAUAUUAUAUGAUAAGAUUAUCCCUUAAAUGCACCGGUUAACAAUAUCUAAAUACGAUGUCGUAUAAGAUCUUACAAAACUGCAUCUCGCAUAUUUUUUUGUAUAAUACAUGUAGUGUAUUAAUAUGUAAAAUGUAUACAUAUUACACACGACUGACGGUACAUUUGACGUAAUCUCCGAUUCAUACAUAGAUUAAAUAAUAUUUAAAAGAUUUUUCUCGAAAUUAGUUAAAAAAUUACGUGUCUGUCAAUUUAAAAAAGUUAAUUAAAUUAGAAAAAUUGUUAGCGUAAUUCAAAUUUCGUAUUUUUACGGCUUAAAAUACUUAUUGGCAGCUCGAAAAGUCGUAUUCAGUUGCAGGAACUCAAAAAGAAUGAACGAAAAUAAUUCCUGUGAUUGAUGUCAUAGAGUUCUAAAUAACUUAAGCUUGCUAAUAAGUAUUUUAAGCCAAAUUAAAAUAUUUAUUUCAUUACGUAUUACAGUUUAACAUAUCCGGUGUUAAUAGUUCAAAUUUUUUAAUACAAUAUUUUUUUCUAGUGGCGUAGAGUAGGUACCAAUUUGCAUUUUAGGAUCCCUUCAUUUUCAAAUUAAUGUAGUAGAAUAAAAUUAAAUGUACACACGAAUUAUCUUCUUCUACUUCAGUGAUUUUCACAUAGUUAUUCAUUUUCAAUUAUUAUUGCAAAGCUGUCUAUACUAAAAAAAAAUAUACACAUACAUUAUUAUGUUUUUCGGUUUACUUCCGUAACCGAUUGACGAGGAACUCGACUAGUUUCAAGUCAUACUAGAGGCAACAGUUAGUCGAAAAACGUAAUAAUUAAUUUAGUAUGUCUCACGAAAGUUAUUAUACUAUAAAAUAUACACAUUAUUUUCUCUAUAAUAAUGAACUGUAUGUCUAUAGAUACAAUAGUUAUACCGAAAUAAUAUAAUAGCCAAUAUGCUGCAGGCAUACGUAAUUAUAUCUAGAAGGACUAGUCUACGUGGCGAGGAUUUAGUACCAAAUAAGUACCGUUUUAAACUGACUUGCGGCUUUUGCUGACGCGGAUCUAACUGACG